Coniosporium apollinis CBS 100218 is the source of this 2838-nucleotide messenger RNA. RefSeq lists its product as uncharacterized. The record is from RefSeq and is a predicted model, not a curated record. The transcript has a single exon. Gene Ontology annotation, biological process: protection from non-homologous end joining at telomere; interstrand cross-link repair; double-strand break repair via nonhomologous end joining. NCBI's taxonomy places the organism in Eukaryota, Fungi, Ascomycota, Dothideomycetes. Gene Ontology annotation, molecular function: damaged DNA binding; 5'-3' DNA exonuclease activity. The coding region runs from base 1 to 2838 and encodes 945 amino acids.
AUGUUCCGCAAUCCCCGCGAAAACACAACCCUCCCCACAACCUCCAAGCUCAAGCCCUCAGCAGGCCGGCCCCCAUCGCCAUCGCCACCCUCGCCAAGCCCGUCAACCUCAAGCUCCAGACACAAUCCCGCCUCCACCACAAACGCACCUUCGCCCAAACCUUUGAAGCCGAUGGCCACGAGAACCAUGCCCACAAAAUCACCGGCCUCCCGCACGAAACCUCAACAAUCCACGCUCGCACCGACCAAAGGCUCGAAGAAGAACGCCACCGCGCUGGGCAGUAGCAACGGCAAUGCGGGAGCUAAGCCCAAGGGGAAGCCGAAUGGGAGUAUCCUGAGCUUCUUCAAGAAGGCGGAGCAGGUCGAGCAGGGCUUGUUUAUGGAGGGGAAGGCGCCGGGGCUGGGACCGGGACCGGUGAGUAGUGCGGGCAUCGAGCGCGAGGAGGUGGGAUGGGAUGAGGAAGAGCUAGGUGUGGGUAUGGAGGAGGGUGGCGACAAGUUUAAUGAGAGCGGGGGAAGCGUGAAGAGGCGGCGGUUGGAACCUGCUGCUGCGCAGGUGGUUGAGGUAUUGGAGGGCGCAUGUACGCCGCCUCCGCCCGAUUUUGCGGAGGAGCCGGUUCACGAAGCUCAGGCGGGCGAGGAAGAUACUGCAGUAGCUGUUGGCAGGGCGAAACAGGAGAGCAGCAAGCGUAUGGGACCCUUUAUAGAGAAUUCGGAUAGCGAAGACGAUGGGCUUGCGCCGAGUGAAGGUUUAUCUAGAGUUAGGUUGCCCCCCAAGGACGACCCACCAUAUCAGGAAGAUGUAAGCACAACUACCAUACCCGUCAAAGAGGAGGAUACCGAAGACAGUACCCCCGGAUCGAUAUCCAAGGCUCCUUCUCUGAAGCGUGAAGGCACGAGCCGUACGAAUGGCGACGGAUUCGAAGACUUUGAGGACUAUGGAGAAUUCGAAGACGAAGAUUUCCUUGAAGGUGAGGAGUUCGAUGAGCGGCGGUGGAUGAAAGAACAGAGGCGGCUUGAGAUGGCUGAGGGCGGAUUAGAAGGAGACAUGGACGAGUUCGGGGAAGGUGACGCGGACGAGAGCCCGCGGACUCAGGAAAGGCAAAUUGCUGGCGAAACUGGCCUCAUGUCGAAUACAAGUGUCUCAUCUUGUCCGAUAUGUAAUGCCGGCUUGGGAGGGCUCAGCGAUCAAGAGGCCUCAGUCCAUGUCAACGGCUGUCUUGACGGGAAUCCAAUUCCACUGCCAGAUCCAAUCUCUAGUGGUUCAGCGCCGCCUGAGAGAACCAGCAACAGCAGAAGACCUCAACGAGCUGCAAGACCAGCCAAACCCGGACAGGAGAACCCCUUCACGUUGGGACACUCAAGCGCGGGACCUUCCUCAGCCUUCUCAAAACUCAUGUCAGGUCACGCCGAAGACAUCGCUUGGGCUUCUGCGGCAGCAGCGGAACAUGCUUCUCGAGGCAAGCCGGCGUAUCAGCGGACAUGUCCCUUCUACAAGAUCUUACCCGGCUUCUUCAUCUGCGUCGAUGCUUUCCGUUACGGAGCCGUCAAGGGGUGCCAGGCAUACUUCCUCAGUCACUUCCAUAGUGAUCAUUACAUCGGCCUCACGUCUUCCUGGUGCCAUGGGCCCAUCUACUGUAGUCGCGUUACAGCCAACUUGGUCAGACAGCAGCUGCGGGUGGAUCCAAAAUGGGUCGUGGAUCUGGAGUUCGAGAAGACAGUCGACGUUCCAGGGACAAAAGGCGUGCAGGUCACCAUGAUACCAGCGAACCAUUGUCCCGGUAGCUCACUCUACCUCUUUGAGAAAGUCAUCGGACAGGGCCAGAAUCCGAAAAAGCAGCGAGUACUGCACUGCGGAGACUUCAGAGCAUGCCGUGCGCACGUUGAGCAUCCCUUGCUGCGGCCUGAGGUGAUGGAUGCGCUUACUCGGAAGAACGUACAGCAGAAGAUUGAUGUUUGCUAUCUGGAUACUACUUAUCUCAACCCCAAGUAUGCCUUUCCAAGCCAGGAAGAAGUCAUCAAAGCCUGCGCCGACAUGUGUGUAUCCCUCAAUAAAGUCCGGACAGACGAAUCGGACGGCUGGGAGCAGAUGAAGCGCGAGCGUGCAGGCGAAGGCAUGGUCAAGUUCGUGCAGAAAGGCUCAGAAAUCAAACAAGAGGACGAUGUCGACGCACCCUCCAGCACAAUCACUCUACCACCAUCCACCAGCCCAAACAAACCCCGCGGCCGCCUCCUCGUCGUAGUCGGCACCUACAGCAUCGGCAAAGAGCGCAUCUGUCUCGGCAUAGCACGCGCCCUGAACAGCAAGAUCUACGCUCCGCCCGCCAAACUGCGCAUUUGCUCCUGUCUUGAAGACCCCGAACUAAACGCCCGCCUGACCUCCAACCCGCACGAAGCACAGGUCCACAUGACGCCCUUGUUCGAGAUCCGUGGCGAGACGCUCGACGACUACCUCAAAGACUAUCGCGAGACCUUCAGCCGCGCCGUCGGCUUCCGUCCCAGCGGCUGGAACUACAGACCGCCCAACAGCCGCUUCGUCGAGAGCCCGGCCGUGCAGACGGUGCUGCACUCCGCGAACUGGAAGAGCAGUUAUAGUAUGCGGGAUCUGCAGCCGCAGCGGGGCAGCACGGGGCGCUCGAGCUGUUUUGGAGUUCCGUAUAGUGAGCAUAGCAGCUUUAGGGAGCUAACGAUGUUUUGUUGUGCGUUGAGGAUCGAGAAAGUCAUCCCGACGGUGAAUGUGGGGAGUGCGAAGAGUAGGGAGAGGAUGAAGGGGUGGUGUGAUAAGUGGGCGGUGGAGAAGAGGAAGAAUGGACUGUUUAGGCCGGAGGAGGGGCGGUGA